Molecule: messenger RNA, 942 nt
Organism: Fonsecaea erecta
Lineage: Eukaryota; Fungi; Ascomycota; Eurotiomycetes; Chaetothyriales; Herpotrichiellaceae
Product: pyridoxine biosynthesis protein pyroA
Exons: 1
Coding region: 1-942 (313 amino acids)
Biological process (GO): amino acid metabolic process; pyridoxine biosynthetic process; pyridoxal 5'-phosphate biosynthetic process
Molecular function (GO): amine-lyase activity
Source: RefSeq, a predicted model, not a curated record
AUGUCAUCCACCACCAUCGUCCCUCAGACCUCCUCCUCCGCCGCCUCCAAUGGCGACCUCCCCUCCUUCACAGUCAAAGCCGGCCUGGCCCAGAUGCUCAAGGGCGGCGUGAUCAUGGACGUGGUUAAUGCGGAACAAGCCCGCAUCGCCGAGGAGGCCGGCGCCUGCGCCGUCAUGGCCCUCGAACGUGUGCCUGCCGACAUUCGUGCCCAGGGCGGCGUCGCUCGCAUGUCUGACCCGGCUUUGAUCAAAGAGAUUCAGGCCGCUGUGACCAUACCCGUCAUGGCAAAGGCCAGGAUAGGCCACUUUGUCGAGUGCCAGAUCCUUGAGGCGCUGGGAGUGGACUAUAUCGACGAGAGCGAGGUUUUGACCCCCGCGGACAACACCUUUCACGUGGAGAAGGCGGGUUUCAGAGUACCCUUCGUGUGCGGCUGCCGGAAUUUGGGUGAGGCCCUUCGACGGAUCGCCGAGGGCGCCGCCAUGAUCCGGACCAAAGGCGAGGCCGGCACCGGCGACGUCGUCGAGGCAGUCAAGCACAUGCGGACGGUCAAGAGCGACAUCGCCAAGGCCCAGGCGGCCUUGAAAGAGGGAGAGGGUGCCUUGAGAGCCCUGGCCAAGGAAAUCGGUUGCGAUGCGGCCCUCCUCAAGCAGACCGCCGAGCUCGGUCGCCUGCCCGUGGUGAACUUUGCCGCCGGCGGUAUCGCGACCCCCGCCGACGCCGCGCUCAUGAUGCAACUGGGCUGCGACGGCGUCUUUGUCGGCUCUGGCAUCUUCAAGAGCGGCAAUGCCGCCCAGCGAGCCAAGGCCAUUGUGCAGGCCACGACGCACUACCGCGACGCAAAGGUGCUGGCCCAGUGCUCCGAAGGCCUAGGCGAGGCCAUGGUGGGCAUCAACGUGAGUAGCAUGAAAGACGGCGACAAGCUGGCCGUGCGGGGAUGGUAA